Dentiscutata erythropus is the source of this 393-nucleotide messenger RNA. Lineage: Eukaryota; Fungi; Glomeromycota; Glomeromycetes; Diversisporales; Gigasporaceae. The record is from the annotation of a GenBank genome assembly.
AUGGAUACAACUACAAAACCACAAACACAAGACCUUCCACGAUCCGGUGGAUUUCCCUCUGUUCGAUAUAAAAGAAAUUUGCCACACAAAGGUCCUUCAGGACUUGUUAUAUUUACAGUUCUUGGCGCCAUUAGCGCUUAUGGUUUUUAUCGAGUAGGACAAGGAAAUUUGGAGAAACGUGAACUUCGCCGUGAACACCUUUGGUCGCGUAUACAUUUAGUUCCAUUGCUUACAGCUGAAUUGGAUCGCGAUACGUAUCGUCGUAAUUGUGCUGCAUUAGCACGUGAAGCUGAAAUAAUGAAAGAUGUACCAGGAUGGAAAGUAGGCGAAAGUGUUUAUAAUACUAAGAGAUAUGUAGGACCAACUCAAAUUGUAGUCCCUGAACCAAGUUAA